AUGUCCAACACUUUCCUCUUCACCUCCGAGUCUGUCGGCGAGGGCCACCCCGACAAGAUCUGCGACCAGGUCUCGGAUGCGAUCCUCGACGCGUGCUUGGCCGAGGACCCGUGGUCGAAGGUUGCCUGCGAGACGGCGGCCAAGACGGGUUUGAUCAUGGUCUUUGGCGAGAUCACGACCAAGGCGCACGUCGACUACCAGAAGGUGAUCCGCGACACGAUCAAGCGCAUCGGGUACGACUCGUCCGACAAGGGCUUCGACUACAAGACUUGCAACGUCCUCGUCGCCAUCGAGCAGCAGUCCCCUGACAUUGCUCAGGGUCUCGACCACGGCUCGCUCGAGAACCACGGCGCCGGCGACCAGGGCAUCAUGUUCGGCUACGCGACGAACGAGACGCCCGAGAUGAUGCCGCUCACGCUCGUCCUCGCGCACAAGCUCAACCGCAAGCUCGCCGAGUGCCGCCGCAGCAACCUCCCGUGGCUCCGCCCCGACACCAAGACGCAGGUCACGGUCGAGUACGAGAAGCUCGCGAACGGCGCCGUCAAGCCCCUCCGCGUCGACACGGUCGUCAUCUCGACCCAGCACGCCGAGGAGAUCUCGACCGAGGACCUCCAGAAGGAGAUCAUGGAAAAGGUCGUCAAGGCCGUCAUCCCCGCCAACCUCCUCACCGACAAGACCGUCUACCACAUCCAGCCCUCGGGCCGCUUCGUCAUCGGUGGUCCCCAGGGCGACGCCGGCUUGACCGGACGCAAGAUCAUCGUCGACACCUACGGCGGAUGGGGCGCCCACGGCGGUGGAGCCUUCUCCGGCAAGGACUGGUCGAAGGUCGACCGUUCAGCAGCCUACACGAGCAGGUGGAUUGCCAAGUCGCUCAUCGCGGCGGACCUCGCCGACCGCGUCCUUGUCCAGCUCUCGUACGCCAUCGGUGUUGCGGAGCCCCUCUCGAUCUUCGUCGACUCGUACGGCACCGUCAAGGGCGGCCGCUCCGACGCCGACCUUACUGAGAUCAUCAAGAAGAACUUUGACCUUCGCCCGGGUAUGAUCGUUAAGGAGCUGGACCUCCAGCACCCCAUCUACGAGAAGACGGCACGCUAUGGUCAUUUCGGUCGCGACGACGUCUCGUGGGAGGUUCCCAAGAAGCUCCAGCUCUAA
This is a messenger RNA of Rhodotorula toruloides NP11, 1152 nucleotides long. Its product is annotated as S-adenosylmethionine synthetase. The record is from RefSeq and is a predicted model, not a curated record. Lineage: Eukaryota; Fungi; Basidiomycota; Microbotryomycetes; Sporidiobolales; Sporidiobolaceae. The coding region runs from base 1 to 1152 and encodes 383 amino acids. Gene Ontology annotation, molecular function: methionine adenosyltransferase activity; ATP binding. The transcript has 13 exons. Gene Ontology annotation, biological process: S-adenosylmethionine biosynthetic process. Gene Ontology annotation, cellular component: cytosol.